AGAGCAGCAUUCACAAGUCAAACUCUGUCUCAUGUCAACGUUUCAUUUCGUCUCCCAGAAGGUCUCCAAAUAUCAGACUUUAUGUAUCAGACCAUCGAGAUAUACAGCUUGGGCUCCUUCCUUGUGGACACACACCUUUGAGGAGCUCUUCUGUGGGGAUAAUGCGCUGGACUAUGGAGAGCCAUGGUCGCUCACCUUCAGCUACAAACAGACAGACAAAUUAUCCAAGAAGGAAAAUAGGAGAGGCUGGAAGGUCUUCUCCCACUGCGCUUAUGGAAAUUUUCAGUGUGCAUCCUGCAGGAGGAUCUGGCCUUCGGUGCGUGUGGUGCUUUUGUUCCGUUAUCGGCUGAGAGGCGGUAAGGGGGCGGUGACCAUGCGGCCUUUUGGACAAGCCUGCCGGCGAUGCCAAGACGAUAAUUUUCAUCUCCCCGGUUUUUACAAGGAAGAGGCGAAAGAGGCUCUGCUCAGAUUGUUUUCUGAAAUCCGGAAGAACUGCUAUGGAGAGGAGGAUAAGAAUGAAGAAGGUGACUCAGGCGCUACGAGACGGAGGUCCAAACCCCACGAAAAAACCCUGUGUGAGGCCUGUUGUUUUGGCUUGUGCUGUCAGGAUGAUCAAAAUGAUAAGUAGUGUGUGUGUGUGUGUGUGCGUGCGUGUGUGUGUGUGUGUGUGUGUGUGUGCGCGCAACAGCGAGGUGUAAAGAGAGUGGCAGUCUGGUUGUUUGCUGUUUUCUUGAGAUCUUUCUUUUCUAGUUUACACACAAAAGUUUCCUUAAUGAGCUGGUUUAUUCAUAAUUAUCUAAGUUAUUGAUAAUAAUAAGGAAUAUGAAAACCUUCAUUAGCAAUAA
This is a messenger RNA of Maylandia zebra (zebra mbuna), 845 nucleotides long. Its product is annotated as receptor-transporting protein 3. The record is from RefSeq and is a predicted model, not a curated record. Gene Ontology annotation, biological process: protein insertion into membrane; protein targeting to membrane. Lineage: Eukaryota; Metazoa; Chordata; Actinopteri; Cichliformes; Cichlidae. Gene Ontology annotation, molecular function: olfactory receptor binding.